GUCCAACGUAAUCUGUAGCUUCAUCUCCAAAACAGAUCCAAGCGAAGUGCGUGCUCUUCAAUAAGUUGAACAGAACCACCGGGCCCUGAUUUGCAAGAUCAUCACACCUGCCGCAACAGCUCGGGAAAGUAACGACUGGAAAAUAUCCACCUCCAGCCGCGUCCAUCAUUUCUGAGGCCUCUUUACCUCGCUUUCCCCUAAAACAUCAAGACCAGGGGGCAAUAUAGAACGCCCAGCUUGCUACGCGUCAACGUUGUUGUACUCGUAAUCCGAAAGUACAAGAUGGACGCACAGAACCAACAAGGUCGCCCGCAGCAACCUGUUUACGACACCAGCCAUGGCGGUCACUACGGAGCCAGCGCUACGCUCUCAGCUCAAGGGUUUGCACCUGCCGAGCUGUACACGGGUCCUUGGGCCAAUGUUCAUCAAGGUCUGACAGGCCAAUAUAAGGAUAUAUUGACCACAUACUGGCAACAAACUAUCAAUCACCUUGAGAGUGACACCCACGACUACAAGCUCCAUCAGCUACCCUUGGCCCGGAUCAAGAAGGUGAUGAAGGCUGACCCCGAUGUCAAGAUGAUCUCAGCGGAGGCUCCAAUUCUAUUCGCCAAGGGCUGCGACAUUUUUAUCACCGAGCUGACCAUGCGAGCAUGGAUUCAUGCGGAAGAAAACAAGCGUCGGACGUUGCAGAGGUCUGAUAUUGCGUCUGCUCUUGCCAAGUCGGAUAUGUUUGACUUUCUCAUCGAUAUUGUGCCGAGGGAAGAGGCUUCUGCGCAGGCCAAACGAACCGCAGGUCAAAAUGCGGCUGCACAGCAGGGCGUGCAUCAAGCACCACCGGCUCAGCUCCCUGGCCAGCAUGUACCCCAGGCUCCAAACCAUGCAUCGUCUUCACACCAAAUGGCCCCUUCGGACUAUGGCCUCGGAGCUCAUGCAAUCGCUCCCGAGCAAGAUUUCAGGCAGCCACCGAACAUGUACCCCGGCUCGGUUCAGGCCAACCCAUCAGCCCCCUACGGCCAGGCUCAACCACCGAUGUACGGUGAGAUUGAGGGCAUGUACGGCUAUGGAACUAUGCAAGCCCAACAGGCACCUAUGUCAUCGGAGGAGUUCGAAUGAGCCAGGUCGGCCACAAACAUCAUACGCAUGUUGUACAGCGUGGGGCCGGCCUGAUGCUGCAGGCCUCGCCAUCACAAGGCUUAUGAAAUGACUGUCGAAAGCAAUGUUUGUCGUACGUGGCGUCCGGCGUUGAGACUUUCAGCACCUUGGCAUUCCUCUGCCUUCAGCCGCGAAGGGCUCGGUGUUCUUUCUUUCCUCCUUGUUUUCCUUGUGUUUCGGAGUCUCCCUACAUGAACCCCUCUGCUGGAUUUAUUUCAUCAUGCCAAAGCGAGAGGAGAAAUUGGACAGGGGAGCUGUGCGCGUUAGUGGCGCUGCCUGUGUUGUGAGUCUGUGACUUGGUCAGCUUCAUGUGCCAUCGCAAUUUGCCUGGCGUCAAUAUCAACAUACUUCUC
Messenger RNA from Verticillium dahliae VdLs.17, 1505 nucleotides. Its product is annotated as nuclear transcription factor Y subunit C-4. The coding region runs from base 283 to 1113 and encodes 276 amino acids. Gene Ontology annotation, biological process: regulation of DNA-templated transcription. Lineage: Eukaryota; Fungi; Ascomycota; Sordariomycetes; Glomerellales; Plectosphaerellaceae. The record is from RefSeq and is a predicted model, not a curated record. Gene Ontology annotation, molecular function: DNA-binding transcription activator activity, RNA polymerase II-specific; protein heterodimerization activity; DNA binding. Gene Ontology annotation, cellular component: CCAAT-binding factor complex; nucleus. The transcript has 6 exons.